Molecule: messenger RNA, 3007 nt
Organism: Nycticebus coucang (slow loris)
Lineage: Eukaryota; Metazoa; Chordata; Mammalia; Primates; Lorisidae
Gene: ADAM2
Product: ADAM metallopeptidase domain 2
Exons: 19
Coding region: 333-2648 (771 amino acids)
Biological process (GO): cell adhesion; binding of sperm to zona pellucida; proteolysis
Cellular component (GO): plasma membrane
Molecular function (GO): metalloendopeptidase activity
Source: RefSeq, a predicted model, not a curated record
GUCGGCAUUGUGGCAGGCACCUAUAAUCCCAGCUACUUGGGAGGCUGAGGCAAGAGAAUAGCUUAAGCCCAAGAGUUUGAGGUUGCUAUGAGCUGUGACGCCACAGCACUCUACCUAGGGCAACAGCUCGAGAUUCUGUCUCAAAAAAAGAAAAAAAGAUUAAAGCACAUGCUUUAUUUUCCUAUGUUAAUUUAAUAAUCUGAAGAGAAAAAAUUAGAGGGGAGGAAGAGGUUUCUUGAGAUUUACCUUUAUUACACAGUGCAUUUUCAAGAUUUUAUUUCUGAGCCCAGUUAGGUUGGAAUCUUUGGCUGAAAAUUUAUUUGUUGAAUCAAAUGGUGCUUUCUGGCAUGUGGACAAUAACUGAGCUAAAAACAGGUAAAAAAUAUACUAGUCUGCAGAAUUGCAACAUGCAACUGGUUCAUAGAAGUUAUCCCCUGGAAUCUCGAGUGACUUGUUACCCCAAAAGUGAAAGAAAGAAAAGAAAAAAGAACAAGAAAGGAAAGAAAAGAACUGAGAAAAGAGGAGAGGAGGGGGGGAAAGAGGAGAGAAAACCUUUGUGCCCCCCUCUUAAGAGAGCUAGCCUGAAGCCAGACGACUUAGGCUCCCAUCUGCCUCUUUCACUUGCUGGCCGGAUGAGAACUUUUUUACCUAGAAAUUUUAGAGUUUAUGGUUAUAAUAACACAGAAGUUAUGAAGCCUGUUGAGGAAAAAUUUCAGAAUUUCUGCUACUACCAAGGGUAUAUUGAAGAUUAUCCACAUUCUAUGGUGAUUAUGAGCACAUGUCAUGGAAUCAGGGGCUUAAUACAGUUUGAAAAUGUUAGCUAUGUAAUUGAACCCCUGGAGUCUUCAGUUGGUUCUGAGCAUGUGGUAUACCAAGUAAACCUUAAGAAUGCGAAUGUUGCGUUGUACACUGAUAAGGCUCUCGAACCAAGAGAGACGUCCUAUAAGAUAAAAAGUGUAGAGCCACUUCAGUUCUCUCAGUAUAUAGAAAUGCAUCUUGUAGUCGAACAAAAAUUGUACAAUCACAUGGGUUCUGAUAUUUCUGUUGUCACUCAAAAAAUUUUCCAGUUGCUUGGAUUGACAAAUGCUAUUUUUACUUCAUUUAAUGUGACAAUUAUUCUAUCUUCAUUGGAGCUUUGGACAGAUAAAAAUAAAAUUCCAAUCACUGGAGAUGCCAAUGAGUUACUACACAGAUUUUUAGACUGGAAAAGAUCUUUCCUUGUUUUGCGUCCUCAUGAUGUGGCAUUUUUACUGAUUUACAGAGAAAAAUCAAAUUAUGUUGGUGCAACCUUUCAAGGGAAGAUGUGUGAUAACCACUACGGAGGAGGAGUUAUUAUGCACCCCAAAGCCAUAAGCCUGGAAUCACUUGCAGUUAUUUUAACUCAAUUACUGGCCCUUAGUAUGGGAAUCACCUAUGAUGACACUAGCAAGUGCCAGUGCUCGGGAGCCAUCUGCAUAAUGAACCCAGAAGCAAUUCGUUUCAGUGGUGUGAAGACGUUUAGUAACUGCAGCAUGGAAGAGUUUGCACACUUUAUUUCGAAGCAGAAGUCCCAGUGUCUCCAAAACCAGCCUCGCUUAGAUCCGUCUUAUAAGCAGAACCCAGUUUGUGGUAACCACGUGGUGGAACAAGGAGAGGAAUGUGACUGUGGAAAUGCACAGAACUGUGCUGCUGCUGAAGACAACUGCUGUGAUGCUGCAACAUGUAGAUUGACACGAGGUUCGUCUUGUGACAGAGGAGAGUGCUGUGAAGAGUGCCAUUUUAAGGGAAAAGAACAAGUCUGUAGGCCAGCAUACGACGAAUGUGAUUUCCCUGAAUAUUGCAACGGAUCUUCGCCACAAUGUCAGGAAAACGUCUUUGCUCAGGACGGGACGCCCUGUGGGCAGAACCUGUGGCUCUGUAUUGACGGCGAGUGCAGGAGUGGGGACCUGCAGUGUACAGCCGUGUUCUCUGAGGUUAUGCAGUUUGGUACUGACGAGUGUUUCGUUGAACUUAAUACCAAGGGUGACCAAUCUGGGAACUGUGGCCCAAACGCUGAUGGAGUCAAAAAGUGUGAACUUAAAGAUGCGAAGUGUGGAAAAUUAAUAUGUAAAUAUAACAGUGAUAAGAUACUUGCCUUGAUGGCCGCAACCGUCAUUUAUGUCAACGCAAAUGAACAAAUCUGUGUUGCCCUGGAAUAUCCCCACGGUCAUGCGGACAGCAAUCAUAUGUGGGUAAAAGACGGGACCAUCUGUGGUAAUAAUCGGGUUUGCAGGAAUAAGGUAUGUGAGGAUUCCGCAUACUUGGGUUACGACUGCACUCCUCAAAAAUGCAACAAUCAAGGUUUAUGUAACAACAAAAAGCACUGUAACUGCAACCCUACGUUUUUGCCUCCAAACUGUGACACCGAAGACCUUUCAUGGCCUGGUGGGAGUAUUGACAGUGGCAAUUUUCCACCUGUACGUCGUCCUGAGGGAGCACGCUACAUUGAAGAACCGCCUUUCUAUUCCAAACCUACGAGAUGGCCCUUUUACUUACUCAUUCCUUUUUUUAUUAUUCUCUGUGUACUGAUUGCUAUACUGGUAAAAAUUGGUUUCCAGAGAAGAAAGUGGAAAGCGGAGGACUAUACAAGCGAUGAGAAAUCUGAAAGUGAGAAUGAGUCUAAAGAGUAGUCUGGACAACAGACAUUCCAGAAUAUCCCAAGUAAUUAUCUGUGAUGGACAGAAAGAAAAAGGUCAUGAGAAAGAAGACACCUUGCCGAUUUCCUGAAACUCACACCUGCAUAGAGUGGCUUUAUCUGCUUAGAAAAGAGUUCAUCCAUCUAUACAUAUAUAGUUAUAUACAUAAAACACAGAAACCAGUGCAUAUGUAUAUGAUUUCAAAGAUAAUGUAUUUGUAAGAACUGCAUAGUAAUGAGUUUUAUAUUACAUAUUCCUUAUUUUAAAGUUUUCUCACAUUAUUUCAGUUGGUCAGUAAUAGGCACUAAUUCUGUCCCCAGGCAUGAUGUACAAGGAAAGGCUGGAAUGUAAUA